CGUCUUUAUUAUAGUGGUAAAUGUACGUAGGUCUUACGGACGCAUCGAUGUAGAGUCAUAAUGUACGCUAACCACAAUAUGUCGCGAUGUCUUCAUUCACCAGCUAGCUCACUUAUCGUUCGUUCGUUCGCGUUCGAAUUUCAAAUUCGAAAUUCGAUAAUUCCAUGAUAAUGACGUGGAAAAAUAAAAGAUAAGAUUAUAUGCAAACUCUUUGCUUGCCCGAGUGUUUAAUAGUGAAUAAACAAAGAUGGAUGUCGUAACGUCUGUUAUGUCCGGUGUGUUUAUAUUUAUGUGCCUGUAUUUGUUUUGGAUGUGGUUCUGCUUUGGGAACUUUAUUAAAAAACGACAAAAGACGCGCAAUCCGCAGCAGAGGCGGCCGUAUAUGGGUACUCGUUCCCGAACAUCGCUACCACCAACGGAGCCCACUAUUUACGUCAGUCCGGCCAACUUGCCCCCACCGCCCAAAUAUGAGGCGAUGGCUCCACCAAGUUACGAAGAAGUGGUCGGUAUCCACUAUCCAGCGUAUCAACCGCCAGAUCAGCCAAUCAGCCAACCAAUAACAAACGCGUUAGCAACACAAAGCUCGAAUUCAGAUACAAAUACCGAUACCAAUAACGCACCCAACGAAACCACAAUAGAAACGACAACGGUAACGACCGUCGAUGAAAGACGACCAGUCGCUGCAGCAACAUGAACUAAACCAGAUGUAUCGAUAUGUAUUUAUUUUAAACCAGUACCCACGGGGCCAAGUACUUUAAGAUUGCAUUACUAAAACGAGUAAAAAUAUAGGUGUUUGUAUCAUAUUGUUAUUAUUGUUAAAAUUUAAUACCAAUAUUGGAAGUAAAUCCUGGGUCUGACAUUAUGACUGGGAAAAUAUUACCUUAAAUUUUUGCACAAAUACUUAAUAUUUUUUCAUAUAACUUAAUGCCCCGAACUGGUAUGCAUUUAGGCUUAACGCCAUAUUUACGGUUUUGUGAUAUAGGAUUCAGAUGGUUUAAUCACUUUUGUUGCGAAAACGCUUAGUAAUAAUAUGACAUUAUGUAUUCAUAUUUCUAUAUACCUUAGUUUACACGAAUCUAGUCAAAUUAUGCUAUAUAGAAAUAUAGGAGCAUAUUAUAUUAUACAAAUCUGUUUUUAUAAUAGUCACUACAAUCGAAUGACUAUUAUAAAAAACUAAAGAUUCCUAUAAAAAUCAAAGUGAUUAUAGGUAUUUUCACAUCAAACCGACCCGUACUAAUAUUGAGUACUAAACUCAUAACGUAACGUAUUAAUUCUCACAAGAUAAAUGUACACAACCAUCCAAAACUAAUAUCAAAUAUCCACCAUUAUUUAACGUUUCAACCAAGAGUGAUUUCACAAUCGGUUUGAAUUAAAUCGUUACCGUUACGGGUGUGUUAUUCGUUUCGUAAACAAAACGGAAUCGAAAUAACCUUUUUAUAAAUAUUUUUUAAUAAUCUUCAGUCUUUAUCGAGGACGUAAGACUGAUCAUUGUUAAACUAUGGAAUUAAAGUAUAAAUGGACAAUGAAAUAUUUUUAUAAGGCCAUAUUGCAUAUACCAAAUGCAGUAUAAAUGUUGUAUAUUUGUAAAUUACGUGU
This is a messenger RNA of Zerene cesonia (dogface butterfly), 1596 nucleotides long. RefSeq names its product spore coat protein SP85-like. The transcript is spliced from 3 exons. Lineage: Eukaryota; Metazoa; Arthropoda; Insecta; Lepidoptera; Pieridae. The coding region runs from base 248 to 694 and encodes 148 amino acids. The record is from RefSeq and is a predicted model, not a curated record.